Molecule: messenger RNA, 1702 nt
Organism: Cucurbita pepo subsp. pepo (vegetable marrow)
Lineage: Eukaryota; Viridiplantae; Streptophyta; Magnoliopsida; Cucurbitales; Cucurbitaceae
Product: serine/arginine-rich splicing factor RSZ21
Molecular function (GO): zinc ion binding; RNA binding
Source: RefSeq, a predicted model, not a curated record
ACAUAUCACUUGACUGACAACUUCUGUAGACUUCCGAGCAUCGGAGCUCCGCGACUACGGGCAGCACCGUUUUCCAACCUUAUCGUCGGCUGAUCUGUUCGUACUUUUUGACGAUUCCGAGAGAUCUUUUUCUUGGAGCUUCUGGGCUCCUUCGAUACAAUGACUCGAGUUUACAUUGGUAAUCUGGAUCCACGUGUUACGGAGAGGGAGCUUGAAGAUGAAUUCCGAAUGUUCGGUGUUCUGAGGAGUGUUUGGGUUGCUAGAAGGCCUCCAGGAUAUGCAUUUAUUGAGUUUGAUGAUCGCAGGGAUGCUCUAGAUGCAAUACAAGCAUUGGAUGGGAAAAAUGGUUGGCGUGUGGAGCUUUCUCACAACUCUAAAGGCGGUGGAGGAGGUGGUGGUCGUCGUGGCCGUGGUGGUGGUGGUGGUGGUGGUGAUGAUUUGAAAUGUUAUGAAUGUGGUGAACCUGGUCAUUUUGCUCGUGAGUGUCGUUCACGUGGGGGCUCACGAGGUGCAGGAGGUGGUUUGCGCCGUAGUCCUUCUCCUCGGCGCCGUAGGAGUCCAAGCUAUGAAAGAUAUGGUCGCAGGAGUAACAGUCCUCGUGGUAAAAGAUCCCCACCAAGACGUCGCAGCAUUACACCUCCUAAGCGUGGUCGGAGCUACAGCAGAUCCCCUCCACCCCGCCAUGCUCGUCGUGCUUCACCUUAUGCUAAUGGAGAUUGAUGUUGGACUCAAGGCUGGAUGCUGUGCUGGUAGAACUUAGAUGAUGGUGUUUCUGCUAUGCUGUAGUUCUAAUAGGAAUUGUGGAGUGAACCAGAAUCAUGUAGUUAAGUUCGUCUCUGACAAUUGGUUCUCUUUGAAACCUGGAUUUGGAUGGGUGUCUACGAAGUGUUUUGAGCCACAAAAUGGGGUUCGGUCGGGCACCAUUUUGUGUUGGCUCCCUUCUGCCCGCUGAAACUCGGAGGUCUCUUUCUUGCUUUUAAAAUUAUAUCUACUACCUAGAGUUUUAUAUAUAUAUCUAUAUACCUUUCUAUCUAUUCAUCAAUAUUUCUUUUUCAUUGGAUGCCCCUAAAGAUCUAUCUGUUGGCUGUUUUUUUCCUCUUAUGUGUUUGAGGUGUGAUUUUCGGCUAUAUAUGGCAUCGUUACUCAGCUAACUGCAUCUUAGUGCAUCACGGUUCUCAAUAUCUGCUCUGCUCCUCAAUCAUCUUCUUGUUACUACAACUGGUUGCAUGCUGUUUGUAUUGCACUCAAGGCUGCCCAUAUAGUGUUAAUCCUUUUUAGGUGGUUGAAGAAGAUGAAGCUGUUUUUAUGCGAUUUUUCUGCUAAUCAUCUUCUCGUCUAUCAACGCUUUUCGAGCUUCUAUUACAUCUGCAAAACUAUUGUGAGAGUUUUAUAACAUCGGCAUCUUGUGAGCUUCAACUUGUUUAUCGCUCUCCCCAACUACUGCCUUGCCUUGCUCCACCAACCUUCCCUCUUUCACCAUUAUGCUUCCUUCAAUAGCACUUCUCCUUAAGUGAGGCAGCUACUUUCUUGGUCAUGGCUCAUUAGUUUGUGUGUAUUAGCUAGCUAGCUAGGGUCAAGGAUGUUGGAACUUUGAAUGCUUAUUUAUAUUCCCACUCUUUGAUGUUUGUUGUUUGUUCUUUGCAUAGGGAAAUACAUUUAAGGCCCUCCCAAUUUCAAUUAAGGAACCUUCAUUAAUCGAUUU